CCAUUGUCAAUGUUUUGCAUAUAAGAAAUAAAUGUAGCAUGAAUCAAAAUACUAAACACCCAGAGAAGCAUAAUCCUAACCCUUCUGAGGAGACUGCAGUUCCAAAAUGUGGUUGCUUUUAACAGUGGCAAGUUUGAUAAGUACACUUGGAACUACACAUGGUUUCUUUGGAAAACUAACACCCGAAAGCCCUGAAGUGACUAUGAAUAUUAGUCAAAUAAUUUCCUACUGGGGAUACCCAAGUGAAGAAUAUGAAGUUGUGACUGAAGAUGGUUAUAUCCUUGGGAUCAACAGAAUUCCUUAUGGAAAGAAAAAUUCAAAGAAUAGAGGUCAGAGGCCUCUUGUGCUUUUGCAGCAUGGUUUGCUCACAUCAGCCACAAACUGGAUUUCAAAUCUGCCCAACAACAGCCUGGCCUUCCUUCUAGCAGAUGCUGGUUAUGAUGUGUGGCUGGGGAAUAGCAGAGGAAACAUCUGGGCCAGGAGAAAUUUAUACUACUCACCAGACUCGGUUGAAUUCUGGGCUUUCAGUUUUGAUGAAAUGGCUAAAUAUGACCUUCCAUCCACAAUCAACUUUGUUGUAAAGAAUACUGGACAGGAGAAGCUACAUUAUAUUGGUCAUUCCCAGGGGACCACCAUUGGUUUUAUCGCCUUUUCUACCAAUCCCAAACUGGCUAAAAGAAUCAAAACCUUUCAUGCACUAGCUCCAGUUGCCACUGUGAAGUAUACCAAAAGCCUUUUAAACAAGCUUGCACUUAUUCCAACAUUCCUCUUCAAGAUUAUUUUUGGUAACAAAAUAUUCUACCCACACCACUUUUUUGAUGAAUUUCUUGCCACUGAAGUGUGUACCCGUGAGAUGUUGAAUCACAUCUGCAGUAAUGUGUUAUUUAUCAUUUGUGGAUUCGACUAUAACAAUUUGAACAUGAGUCGCUUGGAUGUGUAUCUAUCACACAAUCCAGCAGGAACUUCUGUUCAAAAUGUAUUCCACUGGACCCAGGCUGGUAAAUCUGGGAAAUUCCAAGCUUUUGACUGGGAAAGUCCCAUUCAGAACAUGAUGCACUAUAAUCAGCCCACACCUCCCUACUACAAUGUGACAGCCAUGAAUGUGCCAAUUGCAGUGUGGAAUGGUGGAAACGACUGGUUGGCUGACCCCCAAGAUGUUGAUCUUUUGCUUCCAAAAUUCUCUAAUCUCAUUUAUCACAAGAAGAUUCUUCCUUACAACCACUUGGACUUUAUCUGGGCAAUGAAUGCCCCUCAAGAAAUUUACAAUGAAAUUAUUUCUAUCAUGGCAGAACAUAAAAACUAGUUCUGGAUUUAAAAAAUUAUCCAUUUCUUUUUUCAAAAUUAUUUCUUUUCUCACCCGUAGUCUUCUGCCAUAUUAGAGAUGUAGUGCUUUUUUUCUGUAAAUUUGACUUUAGAAAUAUAUUGGCAUCAAAAAA
This is a messenger RNA of Orycteropus afer afer, 1436 nucleotides long. RefSeq names its product gastric triacylglycerol lipase-like. The record is from RefSeq and is a predicted model, not a curated record. Gene Ontology annotation, biological process: lipid metabolic process. Lineage: Eukaryota; Metazoa; Chordata; Mammalia; Tubulidentata; Orycteropodidae. Gene Ontology annotation, cellular component: intracellular membrane-bounded organelle. Gene Ontology annotation, molecular function: hydrolase activity, acting on ester bonds.